Messenger RNA from Lycium barbarum (goji berry), 700 nucleotides. RefSeq names its product transcription factor PRE3-like. Lineage: Eukaryota; Viridiplantae; Streptophyta; Magnoliopsida; Solanales; Solanaceae. Gene Ontology annotation, molecular function: protein dimerization activity. Bases 49 to 324 code for a protein of 91 amino acids. The transcript is spliced from 2 exons. The record is from RefSeq and is a predicted model, not a curated record.
AGAAGGCAGGCAAGUGAGAAGUUCUAUAGCUAAAAUAAUUAAGUAGUGAUGUCUAGUAGGAGAAGAUCAAAUAAUUCAAGAUUCACUCAAGAUGAGAUUAAUGAUCUUGUCUUGAAACUACAAUCUCUCUUGCCAAAUUCCUCUUCAUCAAGGUGCAACUCUGGGGUACCAGCAUCAAAGAUACUGGAAGAAACGUGCAAUUAUAUCAGAAUGCUGCACAGUCAGGUGGAUGAUCUCAGUGAGAAACUCUCCCAAAUACUGGCUUCACUGGACACCGUUACUGCUGAUCUUGUAGACACUUUAAUAAGUCUUCUUCAACAGUAAAAAAAAAAAAAGUCAAUAAAACCCCAAGGAUCUAGGCAUCCCUGAGUGGUUGUUAAGUAUUUUUAUUAGCAUAUCCUAAUCGAUUAUUCGUGCUUCACUAGUUACAUUCUACCUAGAGUUUUGUAUAUAUAUAUAUUAAUGUCGUAGACAUAUAAAUAUCGUGUCUUGUAAUAUUGUAGAUACAGUAUAAGUUAUGUUUAAUUGGUGUAUUUGGUUCGGGUCGGUCAUUCUAAUAUGAAAGCACCUGAUAGUUGGUCCCACUAAGCUUUGAAAUAAUGUGCCUAACUAACCUUUGAAUUUUCUGGUAAAGUGUGAUGAUCUAAUAGUUGGGCAUGUCGUAUAGCUAGAUAAUAAGAAAUCCAAGAUAAUACAUAGA